AUCGCUCACGUGACCGCGAUCACACGGGCCGAUCUCUCACGUGAUCCCGCGAAGGAGUUCCCGACUCGCUCAUCCUUUGCUGGCGAUGUCCCCCGUUUCGUUCCUUGACUGCGGCUUCGCUUGAGAGGAGGCCGCACUUGCCGCCUGGGUGGUGGUGGUGGGGUGCUCGGGCCGGUGUCUGCGUCGAUCGAGCGGCGACGGCGUUCUCCGUGGCGGUGCGGCAACCUAAAGGGCCCCGCACGACCGCUCCUCGCCUAGUUAGCCUACCGGGGACGACGAGGGGAAGGCGGUAGUGGAGGCACAGCCGAGCGGUCCCUCGACCACAGCGGCGGCGGCGCGUUGCACUGUGACGUGAAUGCGAUGUCAUUGUCGACCAAGCAGAGUUUGGAAGAUGACAACGAAUACUGGAAUGGGUCCAAGUGUAAGGGUUUCGACUUUGACGAUGACAUGGGUCAGCUCUCGGAGUCGAAGAAAACGGUGCGCAAUAUGAAAAGCUUCAGCGCCUUGGACAACGACGACAAUGAUGAGGACGAUUCUUUUGAAGGCAUCAGCUGGAGUGAAGCCACCGUUAAAGAGUUAAGACCAGUUCGUCCACCGUUAACCCUGGAGGGCUCCGCUGGGGCUCCAAGCGGCCGAGGUGCCUUGGGGUCGGCGCAGCGCUUCCUAGGUGGCAUGAGGGACAGCCUCCCCUCCCGGCCGGCUUUGUCUUCCUCCAUGCGCAGCUUGUCUUCCGGUCACUCGCUGUCCUCGCUGGGCAUGCCGGCUAAAGUGCCAAGCUUUGGACAAGACACUUCUCCAGGAGGUCGCUUUGGUAGCUCCCUGUCGAUUUCUGAAGUUGUGGAGAGUGCGUUGCCUCGACCCUCCAGCGAUAAUCAGCGACUCCGCCGUCUGCAGCAGACUGGGAAAACUGAACAUUUGUCGCCAGAGGAGACAAUCUGGAAGAUGUUAAAGGGCAAUCCCUACAGUCUGGAACAAUACAGGUCAUUGAAGGAAAAGCUGGAACUUCUGGACCGUGCGGUUCAGUUUCAUGAUGGCAACGUCAUCACAGCUAUACUGAUUUUUCUAAAGACUACUCUGAGAAAAGAGGUGCUGUUUGGCGAGCUCAUCACUCGGACGGUGGCCGCUAAUCACCUGGUGCACCUGCUCAAGCGGAGCAGGGACUGGAAGAUGCUUGUGGAGCUGCUCACGUCAAUGGGAAAGGCAGACGAAGCUGCACUCAUGGAAUACAAGACUCAUCAAACAAUGCGGGACCCUGAAAAAAGAGUGGCUUUCUUAAAGAGAUGUUUCAGCCUGCCGUUCAGCAUGGAGGACUCGGGGCACAUUCGUGAUCAAUACACCCUCCUGGAACGACAGAUCAUCAUUGAGGCCAACGACAAGAAGGUGGAGGCGGCAGGGACACUGGAGAUCUUCAAGAAGUACCCACGAAAGGCGUCCAUCCUGUUCAUGCCUCUCGUGACCACGUUCUACUACUGCUGCUUCUACCACUACGCAGAGCAGGAGGGGUCACUGAGUUGCCCUGUCAAUUUGCGAAAGAAUUUCAGCAUCACGGACAAGCAGUUUUUGUGGACGGCGCUGGCAGCAAGGUCCAAGCUUAAGGCCUGGACAGAUGUGGACAGUCUUCUGACCACCAAGCGAUGGUUUGGAACGCUCAAGAAGACGGCCCCAAUAGGGUUUCACAGGGUGGUGGACAUUGUCAGCAAAAACAACGCACCGCCAACCGUUCUGCAUGAAUACAUUAUGCUGGUGACGGAUGAAGAGCUGAAGCUGAAUCUUGCAAUCAAGCACAAGUGUCAUUCCAUCGUUGUGGAUAUGCUCUGCCAAAUGAGGGAUCGUCAGCAACUGCUUCAGUACAAGAAGGAAGUGGAGGCUGGCUCCCAGGUGGAACAAAGGAUUGUUGAAGUCCUGCAUAACCCACAAUUUAAAUGGAAGAAUUAAACAUGGCAAGUGUGCACCUCGUAAGUUACCCUUUUGUAAAAACCACUCGCGACUAAAGAUGACGUAUCUUUAUGGUAUGUUAUGUUACUUGGAUUACGCAAUCCCUAGGUAUACGUUUGUUAACUGGAGAUUGAUGUGUAUAUUUUGCUAUAAAAGUAACAGCCUGGACAUGCGGGGAAGCCAAGAACAUCGUGCACAACAUUAUAAACAUGUAAACUCAUGGCUGAAUACUGAAUAUCUAUGAAGGUUUUUUUUAUAUGUAUUAUACUAUGUCCUGACCAUAAUAAUCAAACAUUUUUUAAAAGCUGGCAUGUUCAAAUGUUGGUCGUCUUAAGAAACAACUCUGAUUUCGAAAUGCCGGUUUUUAUGCAACAGUAUUGUGUUAAGCACAUGGAGCGUUCGCACGAUUUGAAUCUGUGUUUGAAAUUGCUUCGUGUGAGUCACAUUGAUUUUUUUACGAACUGGAAAAAAACUAUCUAAAACUAAGCAAACUGAUUUCGAAGGGGCGCAACUUUAGAACAACGAGAGUGUGAAUACCAAGGCGAGUUAUUUAAGGGGGACCAGGAUUAAAGUGAGGACAUAAGUUGGACAUGAGCAGGUUGAAAGGCAGCAUAGCAAUGUGGCUUGAGAAGAAAGUUGUCAAUCAGCGCAAAUUGCCUGCUAUGACUUGGAUCAGAAUCGUGGACGUUGGCAAAGAACAUGGAAGAAAAAAAUCUUAAGAGUGCAAAGCAGCAUCAGGGGGCACAUGCUUGGAAUUACAUUGACAGACAGAACAUACGCCCAGUUGGAGACAUCGUCUUGACUUGAGCAGGGCACGUUGCCAGAGGUGACGAUGGCAGGUGAUCACGGAUGAUCGCGGAGUAGCUGCCGAAGGAGGGGAAACGCACUCGAGAGGAGAUCCACAAAAGAGACGGAGCAAUGAGAUCGGAUCGCACGCAGUGUUCUCAACGAUUGUGGUGGUCGUGCGGAAUGGUGACGGCUUGGGUGGGGGGGGGUCUUCACGGCCUUUGAUUUGUAUUAUUUGACACUUAAAUACUGUAUACAAAAAACACAGUUGAUUCGGGUAUUGUGCCACAUUGGCUUAUUGUAAUAAAUAUCAAACUGGAAAUUGCGUUACAAAAAAAUUAUACCGUGAAAUUGUGUUGUAUUGGAAAUAUUGUUAUUUGCAAGUGCUUACACUUAAUAUACUUGGAAGAUGUUUUGUGGCAUUUAUUAUGACUUUGCAAUUAAACGCUUUCCCAAUACCUAA
Lethenteron reissneri (Far Eastern brook lamprey) is the source of this 3184-nucleotide messenger RNA. It is a transcript of the gene VIPAS39, whose product is annotated as VPS33B interacting protein, apical-basolateral polarity regulator, spe-39 homolog. Gene Ontology annotation, cellular component: cytoplasm. The record is from RefSeq and is a predicted model, not a curated record. Gene Ontology annotation, biological process: vacuolar transport; intracellular protein transport. Lineage: Eukaryota; Metazoa; Chordata; Hyperoartia; Petromyzontiformes; Petromyzontidae.